CUCCACAGUGGAAGAGGGAAAACAAUCGUGCUCUUGUAAUGCCACCCCUCCCCAAUCGCCACAUAGCUCUAGCCAACGUUGAGCCUUAGAGCAGGGAUUCAACUACACACAGGGCGACAAACUUAAUGCAUUUCCAAGACCCCUACGGUUGACCGCAACAAACGGCUUAGCUACGUCUGUCAGCAUAAGCUGAAGUCGUCUCAAAAGGACAAGGUUCGUCAGUUCAUGACCUUUACUCAGUCUGGGGAGAGGACAGCUGUGUACUGCCUGACCCAGAAUGACUGGAAACUAGAGGUGGCCACAGACAACUACUUCCAGAACCCCGACCUCUACUAUAAAGAAUCCAUGAAAACCUCUGUGGACCGCAAGAAGCUAGAGCAGCUCUACAACCGCUACAAAGACCCCCAGGAUGACAAUAAGAUCGGUAUCGAUGGGAUCCAGCUGUUCUGUGAUGACCUCACCCUGGACCCGGCCAGUAGGAGUGUUCUGGUGGUGGCCUGGAAGUUCCGUGCCGCCACACAGUGUGAGUUCAGCAGGAAGGAGUUCCUCGACGGCAUGGCCGAGCUGGGCUGUGACAGUCCAGAGAAGCUGAAGGCUCUGCUCCCCAGACUAGAACAGGAAGUCAAAGACACGGCCAAGUUUAAAGACUUCUAUCAGUUCACCUUCAACUUCGCCAAGAACCCUGGACAGAAGGGACUAGAUCUGGAGAUGGCUGUAGCCUACUGGAACCUGGUUCUAACAGGUCGAUUCAAGUUCCUGGACCUCUGGAACAGGUUUCUAUUGGAGCAUCAUAAGCGGUCGAUCCCCAAAGACACGUGGAACCUGCUACUGGACUUUGGUAACAUGAUCGCAGACGACAUGUCCAACUACGACGAGGAAGGAGCUUGGCCCGUCCUCAUAGACGACUUUGUGGAAUUUGCCCGGCCAAUCGUGACAGGGAGCAAGCGUAAAACCAUAUAGGUCAUACCCAGUUCCCAGCAGGGGCUGAGGAUUUUAUACACACCAGCCAAAAAGAGACUUCUACAAGACUGUCCAAGUUUGUGAGACUGAGCUGCCAAUCAGGGGCUGGGGAGCGACAUGACAGCCAAUCGGAGAGAAGGAAAACAACAACAGGAAGAGGAAGUUAUCUUUUUUCUUUGUUUUGGGACUGAGUCACUCCGGGAGGCGGGCUGUCAGCAGGGGGUAGGAUCGUCGCGGAGCUAUGAGCUCUGCUCCCAUUGGCUGGCUGGAUCAAAGUGAUCGGCCAGCGACUACAGUACCAUACACCAGCCACCAUCAGAUCAGUGGGUGUGUUUAUAGAUUCUAGAACUGGUGCUCUGGUCCCACCCCCCCCACCCGGCCCCGCCCCCUCCUUACUAAAGAACGACCAGGGAGAGCAAACAGAAGGGCAGAGAGGGAUGGCCGGUUUGCUCUCUGCAGACCGACAGAAGGGUGUGAUAUUUGAUCCAGUGGAGGCUGCUGAGGGGAGGACGGCUCAUAAUAAUGUCUGGAACGGAGCGAAUGGAAUGGAAACCAUCCCACUGACUCCGCUCCAGACAUUACCACGAGCCCAUCCUCCCCUAUUAAGGUGCCACCAACCUCCUGUGGUCUGAUCCCACAGUAGUAAGACUGUCCUCUCUGCCGGCCCAUGAUGGAUGAACUAGGAGCUUGGAGGUUCUGCAUGUGUUUCUGGUUGAGCGUUAAGCGGCUGAGUGGACGGAAGAACAACAACAACUGUUUUAUUAUUAUCAUUGAGUUUCUUAUCAUCGAAUCAGAGGUGAGGGAUGUGGUCGUCAUCCAAUCCAACGCCAGUGUAAUGUUCUGCUUCCAUUUCAAUCUAACGUGUAAAAGUUGGGUCAGUUUUGUUGUUAAUAUGUGAGGUUCAGGGUCUGUAUCCACAAAGCUUUUGAGAGUAGGAGUGCUAACCUGGGAUCAGUUUGGCCUUUUAGAUAAUAAUGAAUACAAGAGAGGACCAGAUCCUAGUGCUGAUCUGGGAUCAGUUUGGCCUUUUAGAUAAUAAUGAAUACCAGAGAGGACCAGAUCCUAGUGCUGAUCUGGGAUCAGUUUGGCCUUUUAGAUAAUAAUGAAUACCAGAGAGGACCAGAUCCUAGUGCUGAUCUGGGAUCAGUUUAGCCUUUUAGAUAAUAAUGAAUACCAGAGAGGACCAGAUCCUAGUGCUGAUCUGGGAUCAGUUUAGCCAUUUAGAUAAUAAUGAGUGAGAUCACAUGAACAGAGAGGACCUGAUCCUAGAUCAGCACUACUACUCUGAGACGCUUUAGGAAUACAGGCCCAGUUCAGAUCCACUGUGGUAUUCAGAUAGAACCGGACCGACCAACAGAGCAGCAUGCUUUAAAGCUCAACACCAGCAGAAAUACUAUUGCUACAGUUGGAACAUACUGGAACCAUAGGAUUCAUGUAUAGAUAUACCAUUUUAGAAUAAUGAAUACAAUAUAAAAAAGACACAAUGACAUUUAUAAUCAUGAGAGAGAGGAAGAAGUAUUUGAAAUGUGUACGAGGUCCUCAGAUUUCUAGGCCGCGUCCCAAACUGUACCCUAUUCCCUAUAUAGUACUGGUGAAAAGUAGUGCACUAUAUAGGGAACAGGUUUGUCCAUUUGGGAUGCGCCAUGUCUCCAAGCUUUCCGUUUGAUCUGAGUUGGUUUGUUUGGGGUGUAACUGCUCACAUCACCAGAGACCAGACUGUUGGUCUGGCACUUCUUUGAUUUUCACAAGCAACGCACAGGAAGUUGAAUCUAUGAAUCGUAUUCAGUCUACAACACUGUAUAUAGUUCAUAGUUGAAUCUAUGAAUCAUAUUCAGUCUACAACACUGUAUAUAGUUCAUAGUUGAAUCUAUGAAUCAUAUUCAGUCUACAACACUGUAUAUAGUUCAUAGUUGAAUCUAUGAAUCAUAUUCAGUCUACAACACUGUAUAUAGUUCAUAGUUGAAUCUAUGAAUCAUAUUCAGUCUACAACACUGUAUAUAGUUCAUAGUUGAAUCGUAUUCAGUCUACAACACUGUAUAUAGUUCAUAGUUGAAUCAUAUUCAGUCUACAACACUGUAUAUAGAUCAUAGUUGAAUCUAUGAAUCAUAUUCAGUCUACAACACUGUAUAUAGUUCAUAGUUGAAUCGUAUUCAGUCUACAACACUGUAUAUAGUUCAUAGUUGAAUCUAUGAAUCAUAUUCAGUCUACAACACUGUAUAUAGUUCAUAGUUGAAUCUAUGAAUCAUAUUCAGUCUACAACACUGUAUAUAGUUCAUAGUUGAAUCUAUGAAUCAUAUUCAGUCUACAACACUGUAUAUAGUUCAUAGUUGAAUCUAUGAAUCAUAUUCAGUCUACAACACUGUAUAUAGUUCAUAGUUGAAUCUAUGAAUCGUAUUCCGUCUACAGCAGCAGUUUAAAUCAAAUCUCAUGUUAUUGGUCACAUACAGGUGUUUAUCAGAUGUUAUUGCAGGUGUAGUGAAAUGCUUGUCAACAUGCCCCAGUUCUGUUUUUAAACAGUUUCAGUUGUUAGUGUUGUUUUGGUUAGUCGUCAUGGGUUACUGCUAGCCAGCCCAGUGAAGUGAAUGUUAUAGUACUUUCAUCAGACCAGACUGAGACACGUCUACUAGCUACCCCACACACACACACACACACACACGGACCAUCUCAGUAACAGACAUGAUUCCUCUAACACAGCAGGUAAUAGGAGUUCUCCUUCAUUCUCUGGAAAUGUUCCUGAGAUUUUGGGCUGCACCUCGUCUGUCUCCCAAAUGGCACCUUAACUUUGCACUAUGUAGGGAAUAGGGUGCUAUUUGGGAGGUAUGUCUAAGUUACACUUGUUAUGCCACAUGUUCUUAGACAAUUGCACUCACAUCUGGGGGAAGUAAUAAAAACAUUCUGUUCAGUGUUGACGUGUAACGACAGGAGAAGACUGAGACUAUGGAAGAGAGAGAGACGUCCAUUUCUCCUCUGAACUUCCUACACAACGAACACGGUACGGUACGGUACACUACGCUACAGUGAGGUACGGUACACUACGGUGAGGUACGGUACACUACGGUACGGUGAGGUACGGUACACUAUGGUACGGUACACUACGGUACGGUGAGGUACGGUACGGUACACUACGGUGCGGUGAGGUACGGUACGGUGAGGUACGGUACACUACGGUACGGUACACUACGGUACGGUGAGGUACGGUACGGUGAGGUACACUACGGUACGGUGAGGUACGGUACGGUGAGGUACGGUACACUACGGUGAGGUACGGUACGGUACACUACGGUACGCGCUGAGAGAGUGUCCAGUGUGUUGACUGUCUGUGCGUUAGUCAUAUUCAGCUCAUCACGUCAGUAUUAUUUUCACUGAGAGAAAAGAAAAAGCAUUUAAAACAUUUGUCUUUCUGCUAUGGAGACAUUAUACAUUACUUUGUUUUGGCAAAGGAAGGUCCCGUCAAUAAAGCAUGUUGUUUUUAACACAAAUGGAA
Salmo salar (Atlantic salmon) is the source of this 4444-nucleotide messenger RNA. Its product is annotated as DCN1-like protein 2. The record is from RefSeq and is a predicted model, not a curated record. Gene Ontology annotation, biological process: protein neddylation. Gene Ontology annotation, cellular component: ubiquitin ligase complex. Gene Ontology annotation, molecular function: ubiquitin-like protein binding; cullin family protein binding; ubiquitin conjugating enzyme binding. NCBI's taxonomy places the organism in Eukaryota, Metazoa, Chordata, Actinopteri, Salmoniformes, Salmonidae.